Molecule: messenger RNA, 3354 nt
Organism: Oxyura jamaicensis (ruddy duck)
Lineage: Eukaryota; Metazoa; Chordata; Aves; Anseriformes; Anatidae
Gene: TNFSF4
Product: TNF superfamily member 4
Exons: 3
Coding region: 889-1506 (205 amino acids)
Molecular function (GO): cytokine activity
Source: RefSeq, a predicted model, not a curated record
GGGCUGGAAAGAGAGACAACAGAGGAGCAUUUAAUACAAUCCCUUAGAUACGUAUAGGAAAAAUUGCAUUUGCAUUUCAAGUUCUUGGUGUCCCAAGAAACAGGCAAUCCUCUUCCACAAGGGAAACCUGUAUGGCCCAGGGGUGGCCUCCGAGUGCCUUCCCCAGACUGCAGGUUUCAGUGAGUGCAAAAAGGGAUGUUCCCAGAGCAGUUCUCCAUUUUCUCCCUCUUAAGUUUCAUGCAGCAUCCCACGGCCAUAAAGCUAGAAGACAAAGGUGAGGAGAAAUAGAGGGUGCACAUUUUGUCUCUAGUUCUUUACGCUGUCUACCUGCCUCACUCACAUUCCCUCCUAUUGAUUUGUUCUUUAUUGAGAAGAGAUUUCAGCAGCAUCAUAUACUACCAACAAGGGAGGCAGACAGCCCUGUAAACCCCCAGCCUGAGGCUCAACAGGAAGAUGAGAGCUUUUACUGUCAAAAGAUUGAGCAAAGAGAUCAAUGUCCACCCAACUCUUAGCUAUUGUUGGAAACGUCAUGUACAUCAAGAGAUCCACAGCUGAAGCUACGACAGACAUAAACACAUCUACUUUCAAAGGACCUUACUCAAAACUGAACUGGGAUGCAACAAAUCAGCCCCCACAUUCACCAAAAAAAAGAAAAAAAAAAAAAAAGAAAAAAAAAGAAAAAAAAAAGAAAAGAAAAGAAAGAAAGAAAGAAAGAAAGGAAGGGGAAAUUCAGAUUAGUCACAAAGAAGUUCCCCCGCCUGCUUCUCGGUGCACAUAAAACCCUCUCCUGAAGGCACUGUGUUCAUUUCAUUUCUGCUCCUGGGACAGGAGCACCUAUCUCUUCUGCCCUGUGCUCCCCAGGCUGUGCUUGCUGGCAGUGUGGCUGUUAUGGACGGACUGCCAGGUGCAGAGCUGAGAAAGCAAGACGAUCAGAUGGACCGUGAAAGAGAACCUGCUGGCAUGAUGAGUGGCGAUGAGUGGAAGAGCUGGAAAAGAGGGCAGGUUAGGAGGAACACGCUGCACCUCGUGUCCGCGGCUACUCAGUGGAUAUUACUGCUUGCCUGCUUGGUUUAUCUUGGUCUAGAUUCUCUGCAACUCUCUACGCCUCGCAGUGACAAAGUCCUGUGGACCUACAUCCGCUACACAGGUGAAAGCAUCAAAGGAGUGGCCAUGAAUUUCAGUGCAGAAUUAGGCUCUAUUCAUACCCGGAACGGCUCCAUCAUGAUCACUUGUGACGGCCCCUACCUGGUGUCCCUGAAGGCCAAGCUUUCCCCCGACCUGGACGACAACAGCUCGCUGAAGCUGAUGAUGCGGAAGACAGAAAACAAGAACGUUGAGCCCCUCUGGGAGCAAACCAUCCAGGGCAGCAGCAGCACAGUAGAUCUCAUCACGAUGCUCUACUUGUUUGCUCAAGAUAACAUCACCCUGUGGACCAGCUUGAAUGUCACUGUCAUGGAGCUGUCAUUUAGCCUUGUGCUACUAAAACCCGUCUUUUGCCUCCUGUAGAAGAUGACGCAUGAAAUGUAACAUGUAAAGUACAUCCUUUCCUACUGAUAUGUUCACAUGUGGGAGACUUAUUCUCACAGGCUGUACUUGUACAGGCAGACUGCUCUAGCCUCCCCUUUUGGGGCCGUGGAAAGCCUCAGCUGGAGUGCAGGUAAAUCACAGUGCAAAUGGGCUUUACAUAGUGCAUGCCACAUUCAUCUCUGGAGCUCUGCGGAGUAGGAUGGAUCUUUCUGAUGCUGGAGAAAGGCUUGUGUGCAGUCCUCAAGGAAAACAGAGAUGAAAGCGAAAGAAAGCCACCCAAGCUUAGCUCCUGUUCAGAGAAACUCUGGGUUUCUCUAUUUACUUGACAGUAUCUGCAUAUAGUACAAAUGCUCUGUAUAUUUGCUAAAAUAAAGGUCUGUUAAAUCAGGAAGACACCUCAAGUGUCUUAAAGAGAUUUGGAGAAUGAGGAGAACAGAUCUGCUUAGCAGCCCUUUGCCUGGCAAGGCAGGAGAAGGGAAUGAGGCAGCAAGGGACUUUCUUUGCAGCGACCUGACUGCACUGGACAGCAGGAACGCAUGCCCUGCAGUGACUAUGAGAUUUGUAGGAACAGCUUCUGAGAGAGGAGGUUUGCUGGCUGUUCCAGCUGUUGGCAGAGCACUGAAGCCUGAGCCAAGGGAGUGUCUGGUAGGACAUUUACAUCUUGACACCAGCUCGCAGAGGUGUUAAGUUGAAGGACCAUCUCCCUCAAGCAGACACACGCAGACUGGCUCAACCAAAAAACGAUCCAGGCACACAAAAUUUGGAAGAAAAGGAUGAAGGCUUUCAGUCCGCUGGGUUCUCUCUAAUGGACCGAGUGAAACCUGCAGGUCUGCGCAUCUCUGGGAGGAUUCAAGUAGGUCCUGCGGCAGAGCCCUUGCUGCAAAGGUGCUCACCUCAGAGAGGUUCACAGACCCAACCUCCACGACAUGCCCGUGCACUUACCUGCCUGGCUUCUGCCAGAGUCAAGGGACAGACUGCUCUCAGCCAUUGCCUUCAUGUGCCCUGAGCACAGCCAGCAGCUGCUGUAUUUCUGCUUGAAGUGGGGCAGACUUCAAGGGCAAGUUGACUGCCUGGCUCCCAAUGAAUCCCAGCAACCGCUGACUGGACGCUCCAAAGUUUGUUGUUUAAAACUAUUUAUGUAUUUAUACUACAGGCAUACGAAUGUUACUUCACAUUUCUUAGAAACACUGGGAAGGGUUGAGGCUUCAGGCUGUCAGCACUAAGCUCUUUGCAGAUGCUUCCGGUGCUCUGGAGCUUUGCCGCUCCGUGGGCAUGGCGCUGCCGCCCGCCUCGGCUCCCCGGCCGCCCGCUCAUGCAGGCACAGGUGUCAAAGUGUCAAAGAAAUCUGGGGCUCAGCGAGCUUUUUCAUGCACAUUACAAUGCUGUGGGCAGGUUUUACUAGCAUCCCUCCCCAGCCCCAGGGGAAACCUCCCUGGCUGAAGCAGUUACUCAGCUUUUUCUCAGGACUGAGAAGCUGUGGGCUGGCUUGUGCCCACAGGGUGCUGCUCCCCAGCUGCGAGGGGCAUUUGGGGCUUUUACUCCUGACUGCCACUGCCAGGCACUGGCACCCAGACCCCAGCUGGGUGUUGUCACACUCCUCAGCUGAAGUGAGAAUGCAUUUCCUUCCGUAAAAGCUAAGAAAACUUUCCUUUUUGACCUCGUGAUGUCUCGAGGGAGGGGGGACCCUGCUGAAUUAUCCAUUUCACUGUCUCUGAGCAGACGUGUUCACCAGUAUGAAAACUGUAUGAAACUUUCACACACCAAUUCCUCUGACCUACAUAUACAUGUACACACACUUGUCUUCAAAUAAAGGUUGACACAAUUCCA